AUGGCUUCUUACGGGCUGCUGGGUCAGCCAGAAGAAGGUCGAGUCCACUCCAGUUCUGUCCUUCCAGCGAAUUUCGAAACGACUAUUGAACCCCGAAUCCCUCAUUGUCUCACAUUCCUCGCUCCCUCUCACCCCUCCCCCGAAGAAACAGACGCCGACUCCGAUGCGACCGUAACAGAAGCCGAGAAACAGAAAAGACUCGAGGAAUGGCGCCACUUCCGCGAGGAUGUCUCACUCGAUUUUGCUGCCUUUGAAGGCAGCAUUGCGCGCGUCCAGUUCCUUCUUACCAGCAACGAGCAAGAACGCCAGCGAUAUGCCACUGAGCGAGUUCAGAUUCUGUCGACAAUGCAGUCUGUACGAGAAAGUACGGCCGAUCUACGAAGGCAGCUCGAAGAGGCACAGCGACUUCUUUCCUUACGAAAGACUUACGAUGAAUUGACGGACAAAAUUACGAGUAACCGCCUGCUCAAGCCGCGCGAAGACCAGUCAGCGAACCUUCAGAAAUUGCGACUGGAGAUUGCAGAUCUCGAGAAGGAAAGCAAGGAUUACGCCAUGACCUGGGCUGAGCGACGUGAGCAGUUCGGUCGUAUUGUGGACGAGGGGAUGCAGCUUCGUCGCCUGAUCCGCGAUGAGAAAGAGGAAGUCGAGCGCCGGGAAGGCAUGCAGGAGGGGGCAGACGGUGAUGAGGCAGAUGCCACAUCCAAGGGCAAGACUAGCAGUGGGAACACUCCUGGUCCUGAGAGCGAUGCCGUGACCCCUUCCCAGCACGGCCAAGAUGAGACCGGUCGAUCAUCUGCUCUGCAGGUUGAGAAGCCCGGGGCUGCCGGUGCUGCGUCGCCUUUGCGGCAAGUCACAGCUGCCCAGAUCGAUGGAACAGGAUCUACUCGGGAGGACACGAAUAUGAUUGAUGAAGGUGAAAUCUCUGCGAUCAGUGAUGGCGAAUUAUCCGAGCUCGAGGAAGGGGAGGAACUUCCUGACGACUUCAAUGGGAAGAUGGAUACUAGCUGA
Penicillium coprophilum is the source of this 1008-nucleotide messenger RNA. RefSeq lists its product as uncharacterized. NCBI's taxonomy places the organism in Eukaryota, Fungi, Ascomycota, Eurotiomycetes, Eurotiales, Aspergillaceae. Gene Ontology annotation, cellular component: THO complex part of transcription export complex. The transcript is spliced from 2 exons. Gene Ontology annotation, biological process: mRNA processing; mRNA export from nucleus. The record is from RefSeq and is a predicted model, not a curated record. Bases 1 to 1008 code for a protein of 335 amino acids.